Molecule: messenger RNA, 1571 nt
Organism: Hordeum vulgare subsp. vulgare (domesticated barley)
Lineage: Eukaryota; Viridiplantae; Streptophyta; Magnoliopsida; Poales; Poaceae
Product: cytosolic isocitrate dehydrogenase [NADP]
Exons: 15
Coding region: 105-1334 (409 amino acids)
Biological process (GO): isocitrate metabolic process
Cellular component (GO): mitochondrion
Molecular function (GO): magnesium ion binding; NAD binding; isocitrate dehydrogenase (NADP+) activity
Source: RefSeq, a predicted model, not a curated record
CCGUUCUCUCUCCUCUCCGUGCCACCACAGCCGCCGCCUCCCCACCAACCUGCCCCUCCCCGCUCCCGACAUCCGAGGCAGGCAGCGCCUCCGCCGCGACCGCCAUGGCGUUCGAGAAGAUCAAGGUCGCCAACCCCAUCGUCGAGAUGGACGGUGAUGAGAUGACCAGAGUAUUCUGGCAGUCUAUCAAGGACAAGCUUAUCUUCCCAUUUUUGGACUUGGACAUCAAAUACUUUGACUUGGGAGUUCUGCACCGCGAUGCAACUGAUGACAAGGUUACAGUGGAGGCUGCAGAGGCUACUCUCAAGUACAAUGUGGCUAUUAAGUGUGCAACUAUUACUCCAGAUGAAGAUCGGGUUAAGGAGUUCAACCUAAAACAAAUGUGGAGGAGCCCAAAUGGCACAAUUAGGAACAUUAUAAACGGCACCGUGUUCAGAGAGCCAAUUAUAUGCAAGAAUGUCCCAAAGCUUGUUCCAGGAUGGACUAAGCCCAUCUGCAUUGGAAGGCAUGCUUUCGGUGAUCAGUACAGAGCAACUGAUGCCGUUCUCAAGGGACCUGGCAAACUCAGACUAGUUUUUGAGGGAAAAGACGAGACGGUUGACCUUGAGGUUUUUAACUUCACUGGUGCUGGAGGAGUUGCCAUGGCUAUGUACAACACAGAUGAGUCAAUUCGAGGUUUUGCUGAAGCUUCUUUGGCAAUUGCUUAUGAGAAGAAAUGGCCGUUGUACCUUAGCACAAAAAACACCAUCCUUAAGAAAUAUGAUGGCAGGUUCAAGGACAUUUUCCAGGAGAUUUAUGAAGCUGGCUGGAAAUCCAAAUAUGAGGCUGCCGGAAUAUGGUAUGAACAUCGUCUCAUUGAUGACAUGGUUGCCUAUGCACUUAAGAGCGAAGGAGGCUAUGUUUGGGCUUGCAAGAACUAUGACGGAGAUGUGCAGAGUGAUUUCUUAGCUCAAGGUUUUGGCUCUUUGGGCUUGAUGACGUCAGUAUUGAUGUGCCCUGAUGGUAAAACAAUCGAAGCCGAAGCUGCCCAUGGCACAGUCACUCGUCAUUUCCGUGUUCACCAGAAAGGUGGUGAAACCAGCACAAACAGCAUUGCUUCCAUCUUUGCUUGGACAAGAGGACUUGCACACAGGGCAAAGCUAGACGACAACGCUAGACUUCUUGAAUUUGCACAGAAACUUGAGGAAGCGUGUGUCGGAACUGUGGAGUCUGGGAAGAUGACUAAGGACCUUGCACUCCUUGUUCAUGGAUCUUCAAAAGUGACAAGAAGUGAUUACCUGAACACUGAAGAGUUCAUUGACGCAGUUGCUGCUGAGCUCAAAUCAAGACUGUGAAAGUCCUCUUCCACUUCAAUGCUUCAAUAGUCACUACUCAUCGAUUCAAGUCAUUUUGGUUAUGUCGCCAUUAUCUGUCAUGCUAUCAUCCUGAACAGACCGAGCUUUUACUGCACCGUAGCAUAUUAUUGUCAAAAAAUGCAAGCGAUUCUGUAGAUGCUGAUGGUAUGUAAGUGGAGCUUACAAUAAAGGACAUCUAGAACAAUUAUUCACAUCUGAUGAUUGUGUCAUUUCUAA